GUCGCUGCAGUUAUAAAAGUGCGAGUCGAUCAGUCGACCUAGACAUUAGGACUCGGGUGAGCACCACGGCUGCAGCAAUGAAAAACCUUUUGAUGUUGGCGAUUUUCGCCAUAUUAGCGUCGUCGUUGGGAUCCGAAUUAGGUGAUCGCAAGAGAAGGGCAAUUUUGAAGGCGGUCAAGCCACGAAAGCAGGUUCAAGCGGCCGUCGUGAAAGCCGAAGGAACCUCCGGCGAGCUUUGCAAUAAAAUGGCACCGAAAUUGGCGAACACGCGAAAGUGCUGCAAGGAGAACGUGGGCAACUUUUUCACCUACGGCAACAUCCAAGAUUGCGUUCCCGAGGACAAGUCGGACAAGAGGCUCCUUUCCUACGCCAGCUACUACAUUUACGUCUUCAUGGACAAUGAAAACAAACUCGACGUGCAAAAGAUGCUCAACGACGACGCCUUCCAAACUGUGGCCUGCAUCACGCAGUGCGUUUACAAAGGAUUCGAUUUGAUCGGUGGCGACGGGAAAAUCAACUACACGUUGGCGGCCGCACACUUUUCCAAGGCCGUGCCGAGCAGGUACAGGGACGCCACGCAACCCGCGGCCAUCAUGCAAGUGGUGACGGAAAAGUGCCGCGCAGAACUCCUAGCGAUGAACUUGACUGAGCCGGUGACGACGAAAAGUGGCGCCACUUGCACCGUCGAACCGCUCAUUUUCAACCAAUGCGUCCGCCAAACUCUUCUGGACAAUUGUCCUCCGUCGCUGGCAACUCCGAAAGACCCAUUCUGCUCGAAAAACCUGCCAAUAUUGAAUAUGUGCCGAGUUUUCAACACCAGCAUUACCUACAAUUAAAACUUGUUCAAUUUGUGGAACGAUUGUUAAAUUAAAUAGAACACGUAAAAAAGUUUUCUACUUCUUAAGAAACUAUUAAAAUGAAUAAUUGAAAGUAAAAGUACAUGAAUGAUUUUUUAUUUCGUUUUUAUAAUAAAAAU
Messenger RNA from Neocloeon triangulifer, 976 nucleotides. RefSeq lists its product as uncharacterized. Lineage: Eukaryota; Metazoa; Arthropoda; Insecta; Ephemeroptera; Baetidae. Bases 78 to 836 code for a protein of 252 amino acids. The transcript has 10 exons. Gene Ontology annotation, molecular function: odorant binding. The record is from RefSeq and is a predicted model, not a curated record.